AUGACUUGGCAUCUCAAAGCCUUGGCAAGGACUCCCGGCUCCUCCUCUCCAUCGACGUGCACGGCCAUGCCUUGCUCAUCAACUUCGUUCGGUGCACCGUCCUCACCCGGAUCAACUUCAAGGCCCAGGUCCAGAGCGCCAAGUGGAGUCCGGAUGCCCGCUGGCUCGUCGUGA
Messenger RNA from Symbiodinium natans, 174 nucleotides. The record is from the annotation of a GenBank genome assembly. NCBI's taxonomy places the organism in Eukaryota, Dinophyceae, Suessiales, Symbiodiniaceae.